Molecule: messenger RNA, 978 nt
Organism: Letharia columbiana
Lineage: Eukaryota; Fungi; Ascomycota; Lecanoromycetes; Lecanorales; Parmeliaceae
Exons: 1
Coding region: 1-978 (325 amino acids)
Biological process (GO): ubiquitin-dependent protein catabolic process; positive regulation of proteasomal ubiquitin-dependent protein catabolic process; protein polyubiquitination
Cellular component (GO): cytoplasm; ubiquitin ligase complex
Molecular function (GO): ubiquitin protein ligase activity; ubiquitin conjugating enzyme binding; zinc ion binding
Source: RefSeq, a predicted model, not a curated record
AUGGAGAUCGAGGCGCCUCGUUCACUCGAACUUGAUGACGCAACGGCUACAUUAAUUCUGCAAUUACAAAGCGGAGAUCUUGAGGAGCUCCUCGGUGUUAAUAAAGGCAAGGGUAGAGAUGGCGAAGUCUCAGACGCCGACCUCGCCGUUGCGACCUAUCAACAAGAGCUACAAACAAGGAACACAAUCUUAGCUGACCGAUGCAUGGGCAGAAGCCUAACGAGAGCCGUUAUCAGUGACGCUGCGUUACUGAACGAGUCAUUCGCAGAGGAGCACGCCGCAGCCAGGGAUCGGGCUUUGGCUCAGUCAUUGGCAGGAAUCAACGCUCCGUCGGCAGCUUUGGAACAAUCGACAGCAGCAUAUGACUUAGAUGAUGGUUUUUUAGCAAGGCUGGCAGCGCUCUAUAAGUCCGGAUGGGAAAACGAAGGUGACGUGUUGGAGGACACGGUCCGCAGUGACAGUCCAGUGGCCGCAGAAUCAUCCGCUUGGGCGGCAUCAAGACAAAAUCCCGCGACUACAUCUUAUCGUCACUGCACCGCGUGCGAUUUGACGAAACCACUCUUUGAUGUCUGCCAAACGCCGUGUGGACAUUUUUUUUGCCAAGAAUGCAUACAGACCCUUUUCGAGCUGUCAGCUACGGACGAAACCCUAUUUCCGCCUCGAUGUUGCCGUGAGAAGAUUCCCUUGCAGUCCGUCAAGAUCUAUUUGAGUUCCGCCGUGGUUAAAAACUUCGAAGAGAAGAGCAUUGAAUUCGAGACUUCGGAUAGGACGUACUGUUCCCGGCCAGCGUGCUCAUCGUUCAUCGCUGGAGCUAACAUCAGCGGCGAGCAAGCGAUGUGCAGAGAAUGCGGCACACAGACUUGCACCAUCUGCAAGAACAACGCUCAUGAUGGUGAUUGCCCUGAGGACCUUGCAAUUCAACAAGUGCUUGAGACGGCACGGGAAAAUGGUUGGCAACGAUGCUAUAAUUGUCACUGA